Messenger RNA from Penicillium olsonii, 1269 nucleotides. The record is from the annotation of a GenBank genome assembly. NCBI's taxonomy places the organism in Eukaryota, Fungi, Ascomycota, Eurotiomycetes, Eurotiales, Aspergillaceae.
AUGGCCGUCAACGCAUCCGUCGCGUUUGACCUCCCUCCGCUCCCGACGUACACAAUGAGACCGCGGGAGAAUCUCAUCGCCGCCAUUCCCGAUAACAUACUAUCGCUAAUUUUGCCUAUCGUCGCGUACUGGGGCUUAUCCAUGAUCUACCACUACCUGGAUGUCAAUGAUUAUUUUGUCCAAUACCGCCUCCACACCCCGGCCGAGGUCUUGAAGCGAAACAAAGUUAGCCGAUGGGAAGUGGUUCGCGACGUCGUUCUGCAACAGAUCAUUCAGACAUUCGCCGGCUUGGUCUUCCUCUGGUUUGACGCCGAAGAAACGGUGGGACGCGAAGGCUAUGAUGUCGCUGUUUGGGCGCAGCGGCUACGCAUACUCCAAAAGGCCAUCCCGUCAUUGUUGACACUUGUUGGAGUGGAUGCGGCGGGCCUUGCGAAGUCCGUCGCCCAGAACGGCCACACAAUGCUGGCCGGAGCAAUUGCCGGUGGAUCUUAUCCCGGGGUGACCCAAUCUCUGGUCCUUGACACCGGGGCCACGGCUGUGGUGCCCGCUUUCACGGGAUGGGAGCUUGCCGCUGCGGGCUUCAUCUAUUGGUACUUCGUCCCGGCCCUGCAGUUCAUGUUGGCGAUUUCCAUUGUCGACACCUGGCAGUACUUCCUUCACCGAGCUAUGCACCUGAACCGCUGGCUCUAUGUGACCUUCCAUUCUCGUCAUCAUCGUCUCUACGUUCCUUACGCCUUUGGUGCUCUUUACAACCACCCUUUCGAGGGUUUCCUUUUGGAUACUGCCGGAACCGGAAUCGGGUUCUUGGUUUCCGGAAUGACCACUCGUCAGGCGAUGUGGUUCUUCACACUAUCCACCAUCAAGACCGUCGAUGACCACUGUGGCUAUGAGUUCCCCUGGGAUCCUUUGCAGCACUUUACAUCCAACAAUGCGGCUUACCACGACAUCCACCACCAAAGCUGGGGUAUCAAGACCAACUUCUCCCAGCCUUUCUUCAUCUUUUGGGAUCGCAUGCUCGGCACCCAAUGGAAUGGCGAUGUUUCCCAGCGCUAUGAACGCGCGCGUGAAAAUGCGCAGAAACAAGUGGAUCUCGACGCCGCCAAGGCAGCUGAAGUCGCUCCAACUGUGACGGUCAAAGAGGAACGUGAGCAUGAGCGAGUGGUAGUAUCGACAGAGGGCCCCGCCACGCGCACUCGGCUUCGUCGCAAGACGGUCGAUAGUCUCAAGGGCCCUAGCCAUGGGGUACCCGGGAGUGUCCUCCACAACUAA